UGGCCUUCCUCCAUCUCCCAGCAGUGCCCCCAUCAACAAACAGCUCACGCUCUUUAGAAUUCUCCUCCAUUAUUCAGAAAUCUCAGCUGGUAAAGAGAGGGGAGCCCCACAGCUCUGUGCCUGCUCCCCUCCUCCCCCCACUUGCCUGCCCCCAUUGCUGCUGCUGCUGCUGUUUUUACCAUGUACUAGAUUUUUACACCCCUUUGUUAUUUGGGAAGCACUUGCGGCUAGACUGGGCUCCUCUUUCCCUCUUACCCUGCCUGAAGAACUCUGUGGUGCUCGAAAGCUUCCCUUCUUUUCCAUCGUUGAAAAACAGGCAUCUCCUCUGCAGUUUUGUCUCUCGGAUGCUGGGAAGGGAAGGGCCUGGAGUGGAUGCCCUUCCUCGGAUGCAGACUUCUCACAGCCCUUCACUGUGGGAAAUCUGCCUGCUGCUGUCUUUGGCGCUAAGGGGUAGUGUGGGGAAGAGAGAGACAGACUGAACUUGUUUUCUUAAAUUAUAUGUGUGCCUUUUAGCAUUCUACGCUUCCUUUUCCACCACUUUUGGAUGAAAGGAAACCAAAGCAGCUGCCCCUUUGGCCCUUUCAGAAACUCUUCCCUCCCAACCUCACUUUCUUGGCCGGGGAGACAAUGAAGGGUUUCAAGUGGAGCCUGCCCUGGAUGCUCCUUCUUCACUGGCUGCAGGUGUCAGGAGGUGGCGGCUUCCUCAUCAAGAAUGUCCGUCUGGAAAAGUGCGUUCAUGCCUCCUCCCACGAAGCCGGAAAAAUUGGCCUGGCCGACUGCAAGCCACAUUCCUUGCAUCACCACUGGAGCUGGGAUGCCGCCACCCAGGCCAUCAUCAACUGGAAAACCAGGCAGUGCCUGACAGUUCCCAAAGCACAAGAAUUUGCAUUGGCUCAGCUGGAGGCCUGCGGAGGGGAUGGACAGCACCAAGUCUGGGUGUGCAGCAGGAAGGGCCACCUCACUCUGCAAGGUCAGGGGCUGCACCUCAGCACCAAGCAAGGAGGACACAAGGCGUUCCUGUCCCGAGAGAAGGACAAGUUCAGCAGGUGGAAGACUGCGAUGGAUGAAAUCAUCUGUGCUGUAGACCUGACUGCGGACCCUGGACUCAGCGACCCAGUGGAGGAAUCUGUGGACACCUCGGUGUGGGUCCCUGAAGAUAAAACUAUUACCUUAUCGGAGAUCCACACUCCCUUUAUAGCCACCAGAACCACAUAUGCAGCCAGCAUUUUGGAGGAUGAGCCUAAUAUCACCACCACUCUUCCAAAGAAUGAAGACAUCAUCUUGGAAGCAGGUGAAGAAAGGCAUGCACAUCAUAAGAGACAUCAAAGGAAGGGUGCGGGUUCCAGAUAUUCAGGUAUGAACUGGAAGAUACUGAUGCUUGUCCUGAGUCCGCUGGCCUUUAUCCUGGGGGUGAUCAUACUCUUGCUUAACAUCCAGCACAACAGGAAGAAGAAACAGCAGCUCUCACCUUUGAAGAGCUGCCAGGUGGUUCACGAGGAGAGCCUUCCCUUACCUGGGUCACCCAGCACCAGCCCCAAGACGCAGAUAAUUCCCACGUCCCCCUGUCCUUCAUUGAAGCAUGGCGAGAUCUUGAUCGAAUGGAAGGACGGAACCAUCACCCCGCUCUUUGACAACAUGAGCUAUCAGCUAUGCCAGAUGUGAUCUGAGCCGGCUCUGAAUCUGCUUUCAGAUCAAGGCUUUCUGGCAGGGACCUUCAUACUGUGGUCAGGGCUUGGUUGUACGGCCCUCCCUUAGAAUAACAGUCCUGAUAAGAAAACAGGUAACCUUGAGAUAACUGUUUAUGAUCAACAUUUGGCUUGCAGUUAUGCUGGUAGGCAGAGAGUUUUAAUGUGUCUAAAAUGUACAAGUAGGUGCCCAUGUUGUAGCCUGCAUUAAGAAGUAACCAAGGGCUAGGCUAGGUUAUGCUUGCCAUGCUAAGUUGGAAUAGUCCUCACAGGGGUGGCCCAUUUGCAUGAAAGGUGAGCAGUUAGGACCCCACGAGCAAAGGGGAUUGGGCAAGGAAGAGUCAGGUAUUCUUAAGGACUAGUAACUUGCUUCACUCAUCUCAGAUUUUCAAGGACAAGAUGAGGCUUCUGAAAGCAGCAUGCACUAUUAGCUCCACAGUGAUACAAUGAUAUCCUAAGAAAAGCAAUGGAACGAUUCUACUGUGAACGACUCUGGUUCCUAGUCCCUCUCACUGUGUAUUAAUUAAACUAUGGCACUACUCUUUGCUUGACUCUUCUGGAUGUCACUAAAUCCACGCUGCCACCGUCUGCCUGCGCUCAAAUAUAGUCUGUUAAAAAUGUGGCUCAGAAUAAAAGACUAAAUGUGAAUGGGAUUUUUUUUUUAAAAAAAAUACACACAAUUUCUCAUACCACAUACUGCAGUUUUGUGUCGGUCAUUGUACUGGGGCAGCCGAGGUUUCCCCCUCCCUGACACUAAGCUUCUUCAAGUUACUGCGAACAAAGUGGGGGCUCAGUGAGUUUUCUAA
Molecule: messenger RNA, 2491 nt
Organism: Rhineura floridana
Lineage: Eukaryota; Metazoa; Chordata; Lepidosauria; Squamata; Rhineuridae
Exons: 6
Coding region: 628-1662 (344 amino acids)
Source: RefSeq, a predicted model, not a curated record